CCCGCCUCAGCGCAGGCCCCAGAUUGGGGCUGAUGCCCCCCAAGCGCCGGUGGGCCCGGGGCUGAUAUGGGCGCGCGGCGCGUCAUGCCGUCGCCCCCGUGUGUGCUGUAGGUUCCCUUUAACCCGAACUUUGGCCGAAGCGAUGCUCAGGCUGCGCCUUUUGACCUGGGACGUGAAGGACACGCUGCUGCGGCUCCGGCAGCCCGUGGGGCUGAGUUAUGCGGCCGAGGCUCAGGCCCACGGCGUCCAGGUGCAGCCGGAGGCGCUCAGCCAAUCCUUCCGUGCGGCCUACGGGGCCCAGAGCCGCCGCUUCCCCAACUACGGCCGGGCCGAGGGGCUGAGCUCCAGGCAGUGGUGGGUGGAUGUCGUCAAGGAAACCUUCCGGCUCACGGGUGUGCACGAAGAGGCGGUGCUCUCACUGAUAGCGGAAAACCUUUACCGGGACUACUGCAGUGCACACAACUGGGAGCUGCUGCCAGAAGCCGGGGAGACCCUGAGCUGGUGCCGCCAGCACGGCCUCCGCAUGGGUGUAGUCUCCAACUUUGAUAACCGGCUGGAAAGCAUCCUGGUGCAGUGCAACCUGCGGCACCACUUCCACUUUGUGCUCACCUCUGAGGCUGUGGGUGUUGCUAAGCCAGACCCGAAGAUCUUCAAGGCAGCCCUACGCCUUGGUGGAGUACUGCCUGAGCAGGCGGCCCACAUUGGAGAUGACUACAGCAGGGAUUACAGGGCGGCACGGGAAGUGGGCAUGCACAGCUUCCUGCUCCACACCCCUGGGCAGAGCACACAGCCAGAGGUGCCGCCGGCACACAUCCUGCCCACACUGAGCCACCUCCUGGCUGUCAUCGAGAAGGGGUAGCAACAAGAGCUGCCCUUGAGAAGAACCAGUGCUGCUGCUGAGUGGCGAUCCGCUCCUGGACUGUGACUUCUUGCUGGUGUUUUGGGGUAAGGAAAAGAAACAAGCGCUUCUGAGCAUGGGGAGAGGCCCUGCCCCCAUUGCAGGAGCAACAUUCAGGCAAUAAAAUGUACCUGGCACACUCA
Meleagris gallopavo (turkey) is the source of this 1041-nucleotide messenger RNA. It is a transcript of the gene HDHD3, whose product is annotated as haloacid dehalogenase like hydrolase domain containing 3. Lineage: Eukaryota; Metazoa; Chordata; Aves; Galliformes; Phasianidae. Gene Ontology annotation, cellular component: nucleus. The record is from RefSeq and is a predicted model, not a curated record.